AUGGCAGUAAUCAGUUAUAUCAAAGACUUUCAAGUGCAUGAUCCUCAUAGAGUUGGCAAGAUAACUGUCCAAUUGCUUGGAAGGGUCAAUGAUUGUCGUGCCCUCACCUACAGACAAGACAUUAGGGCUGCAACCAUUGAGAAUUACAAGACACGCGCGCUACCAACACGUCAGUGGGGCUAUGUUGUUAUUACAACACCAAAUGGAGUUUUGGAUCACGAAGAAGCAAUGCGGCAAAAUGUGGGUGGUCAAGUUAUUGGCUACUUUUAUUGAACAAGUUUCAGUCAUGGACUGAAAGAGUAAGUUCUUUGUUUUCUACACCGUGACUUGCUGCUAGCAUAGGCAUUUGUCCUUUUCUCUAAGGCCUUAGAUGGAAGUUCACUGUCCUCUAUAUGGACUAUAGGGAAAGAAAACUACAAUUCAUGUCAGGUUUCCCUACAUUAAUCCUAGCCAAGUUUCUCAGCAAAACCAGUUUCUCUUACCUCUUUCAUGGUAACUGCUUUAGACUAUGUUUAUAUCAGCAUAUUAAGGGGUAAAAGCCUUUUCUCAUCAUGUUGGUUACUGAUACUGUAGCAAAGGUGAUCUGGCGUCUACGCUCUGAGAAUUUGGAAUAAAUAUAUACUCCAGUGUUGAUACAGAAAAGAUCGGACUGCGGUACAAGUUUUAGGACAGUAGAUUUAUACUUGGACGAUCUUGACAUGUGGUUGGUGUUUACCUGAGAAGCAAAAAAAGAGUAGCUAUUCGGAAAAAAAUGUUCUUGUUUGCGAACGGACAUGGCAGAAUUUAAAUCCGUUGGCUUAUAGCAAACUGCUUUCUGUCACCCCGGGUAUGCAAUAUUCCGAUAACAGAAGCUGCAAGAAUGGACUCAGCCAAGUGCAAUUUUAGCUGAUUCAGGUAUCAACCAUUUAGAGUAACAUAUCGUGGCACUUAAGUUAGCUCGUGAGGCUACAAAAGCCCAAUUAGACAAUUUCCAACAAUUCAUUUUCUGCUCACAAAUUGGAUACAAGUGUGAAGUAAAAAACGGACAGAGAGAAUUCAUCGGAACUUCUGAAAGACACAGAAAUGGCGCAAAGGGGGAAAUUUGGCAAGUGGACGGAAAAUCUACCAGGAUUGUUUUAAAAGGUCGAGAACCUUAAGAUAAUGCAUGUUAAGAUAAAUCCAUCUUUUCCGAGCAGCACGAUUA
This is a messenger RNA of Nicotiana attenuata, 1183 nucleotides long. Its product is annotated as 40S ribosomal protein S15a-5-like. Gene Ontology annotation, molecular function: structural constituent of ribosome. The coding region runs from base 1 to 273 and encodes 90 amino acids. Lineage: Eukaryota; Viridiplantae; Streptophyta; Magnoliopsida; Solanales; Solanaceae. The transcript has 3 exons. Gene Ontology annotation, cellular component: cytosolic small ribosomal subunit; ribosome. Gene Ontology annotation, biological process: translation. The record is from RefSeq and is a predicted model, not a curated record.